AUGCUGACUCUGUUGCGCGCGCAGAUGGGCGCCUUGUCGCUCCGUCCCGCCGCCCGCAACGUUGUGGUGAUCCGAGCAGCACUGUCGACAGCAGCUGAGGGCGCGAAGACGCCACCGGGCGAUGCACUGGACGCCGACACGGCCGCUUUCCUGAGCUCCACGUCGUCGAUUGCGUCGGAGCCACGAACGGUCAAGACGGUCAAGCGCGCGAUCCGCGCGAGCCCUCGCAAGCUCACGUACUUGGCGCAGCAGCUGCGCGGAUUGUCUGCGACGGAGGCGCUGCUGCAGAUGAAGUUCUCGCCCAAGCGCAAGGCCGAGAUCUUUCAAAAGACGGUGCAAAACGCGAUCAAUUUGGCCGACAUUAAGUAUCAGAUUGAGCCCGAGAACCUCAUGGUGGCCGAGUGUUUUGUGAACAAGGGCGCGUACCUCAAGCGCAUGCGGAUCAUGGGCCGAGGACGUUCGGGCGUCAUGCACCAUCCGUACACCCACUUGACGGUCGUGCUGCGUGAGUUUGACGCGUCCAAGAAGCCCCUGAGUCGCCACUUGGCAAAGAAACUGGCGCGCGAGACCGCUGCAAAGGCGAAAGCGCUAGAGACGAGUGGACCAGUGUAG
Molecule: messenger RNA, 612 nt
Organism: Hyaloperonospora brassicae
Lineage: Eukaryota; Oomycota; Peronosporomycetes; Peronosporales; Peronosporaceae
Source: the annotation of a GenBank genome assembly